UUGAGGUCCCCUAACCGGAAGAAAUGGAAAAUGAAAGUUAAACUUAAAAGUUGGACUGCUGUGGCAACGUGGCGCUGGGUUGCAAAUGAUGACAACUGUGGAAUCUGUCGUAUGGCAUUUGAUGGUUGCUGCCCAGAUUGCAAACUUCCCGGAGACGAUUGCCCUCUAGUGUGGGGCGAGUGUUCCCAUUGUUUCCAUAUCCACUGCAUCGUGAAGUGGCUUAACUCCCAACAGGUGAACCAGCUUUGCCCAAUGUGUCGACAGGACUGGAAGUUCAAGGAAUAAACACUAAACCUUACUUGGCCAGG
This is a messenger RNA of Mya arenaria, 308 nucleotides long. Its product is annotated as anaphase-promoting complex subunit 11. The transcript has 3 exons. Gene Ontology annotation, cellular component: nucleus; anaphase-promoting complex. Gene Ontology annotation, molecular function: cullin family protein binding; zinc ion binding; ubiquitin protein ligase activity. Bases 31 to 285 code for a protein of 84 amino acids. Gene Ontology annotation, biological process: protein ubiquitination; positive regulation of mitotic metaphase/anaphase transition; anaphase-promoting complex-dependent catabolic process. The record is from RefSeq and is a predicted model, not a curated record. NCBI's taxonomy places the organism in Eukaryota, Metazoa, Mollusca, Bivalvia, Myida, Myidae.